Antrostomus carolinensis (chuck-will's-widow) is the source of this 973-nucleotide messenger RNA. RefSeq names its product interleukin-1 receptor-like 1. The transcript is spliced from 7 exons. Lineage: Eukaryota; Metazoa; Chordata; Aves; Caprimulgiformes; Caprimulgidae. Gene Ontology annotation, molecular function: interleukin-33 binding; interleukin-1 receptor activity. The annotation marks the transcript as partial. The record is from RefSeq and is a predicted model, not a curated record.
AAUAUGAUGGGGUACGUACAUUUGAUCUUCCUAUCUACCUUCCUCUCGGUUUCCAUGACAUCUGAAACAUUUGAUGCAAUGGAAGGUGAGGCUUUAGUUAUAAAAUGUCCCCAGUGGAGUUCAUCUGUGAAAGUCACCUGGUAUCACACAGAUACUAACAAAAUAAUUCCUGCAGAAGAAGAGGGAUCACAAAUAUUUUCCUUAAAACGAUUUCUUUGGUUUCUGCCAACGUCUAGAGAGAAUUCUGGAAACUACACUUGUGUUAUACAUUUUUCAAAUAAUCGCACAAAGUCAUUCAACAUGAGUGUGCAGGUGCAUCCAUACAAGCAAGGAGUAUGCUUCCCAAGUCAGAUCCGUUACCCAAAUGACACUGGAAGAGGAAAAAUUGUUUGUCCUACCAUUGACAAUUAUAAGAAUGCUACUAUCAUCCAGUGGUAUAAGGACUGCAAACCUCUUCAGGGACAGAGAUACUUCAAGGGAGAAAAAUAUGUUUUUAUUAACAACCCAAGAAAGGAGGAUGAUGGUUAUUAUACUUGUCAAUUUCUCUACACUCACAAAGGAAAGGUGUUUAAUGUAUCAGCAACAAGGAUUUUCAUAAGUAAGGCAAAACACUCACCUCUACCUCCUCAAAUUUUAUUUCCAAAGGAUAAAGAUGUAAUAAAAGUGGAGCUUGGUGCUGCUUUGUCUCUGAAGUGUCAGGCCCGUCUGGGGAUUAAGAAACAGCCGAUUGCUGUUGUCACAUGGGAUGUGGAUAACGUUCCAGUGAAAUACUUAGGUUUUUCAAGAUUUCAUGAAAAAACUCAUUUUUUUGAAGGACGUGAGCAAGAAUAUUACAGAGAGAGCACUUUGCAUAUUACUGAAAUAAAAGAGGAGGAUCUGCAGGCAAAUUUCACGUGUGUAGCAGUGAACGAAAUGCACAACACAAGGGCCACGGUGACUUUACAACUCAAAGCGCAACGUGAGGGUAGGAUUU